This is a messenger RNA of Sclerotinia sclerotiorum 1980 UF-70, 1779 nucleotides long. RefSeq lists its product as hypothetical. Lineage: Eukaryota; Fungi; Ascomycota; Leotiomycetes; Helotiales; Sclerotiniaceae. Gene Ontology annotation, molecular function: protein binding. The transcript has 5 exons. Gene Ontology annotation, biological process: mRNA 5'-splice site recognition; RNA processing. Gene Ontology annotation, cellular component: U1 snRNP; commitment complex; U2-type prespliceosome. The record is from RefSeq and is a predicted model, not a curated record. The coding region runs from base 1 to 1779 and encodes 592 amino acids.
AUGGCUGAUUUUCAUUAUGGAGGGACGGACGAGGAGUCUGCUGAGAUCAAGAAACUCAAUGCCGAAGUUCUUGAAGAUACCGAUAAUUUCGAGAGUUGGGAAAAACUUGUUCGCGCAGCAGAGACGUUGGAAGGAGGGUUGAAUCGCAAUUCAAGUCCACAAGCAAUUGCGACAACUCGAGAUUCUUACGAUCGCUUCCUUGCCAAGUUUCCCCUACUAUUUGGAUAUUGGAAGAAGUAUGCAGAUCUGGAAUUCUCCAUAGCUGGCACAGAAGCUGCUGAGAUGGUUUUCGAGAGAGGCAUUGCCAGUAUCGCAACAUCUGUGGACUUAUGGACGGAUUAUUGUUCUUUCAAGGUGGAGACAAGUCAUGAUCCUGAUGUGAUCAGAGAGCUUUUCGAGCGUGGAGCUGUCGCAGUCGGAUUAGACUUCCUUGCGCACCCUUUCUGGGACAAAUAUCUCGAAUUUGAGGACAGAGUUGAAGCCCAUGACAAAAUAUUCGCUAUCUUGAACCGGGUCGUAAAGAUCCCUAUGCAUCAAUAUGCCAGAUAUUUCGAACGCUUCCGCCAAUUAGCUCACACCCGUCCAUUACAAGAGCUUCUCCCUGCCGAACAACUCGAACAAUUUCGCGCGGAUGUUGUAUCCGAAAAUGCCGGUUUCCAGACUGGACCAAAGGGCGAAUUAGAGAUUGAACGCGACAUCAGAACCAAAAUCGAUAAUUUCCAUCUCGAAAUUUUUGCUCGCACACAAGCAGAGACCACAAAACGUUGGACGUACGAGUCUGAAAUCAAGCGCCCUUAUUUCCAUGUCACCGAGCUCGAUAACCAACAGCUUGCAAACUGGCGCAAGUAUUUGGACUUUGAAGAGGCCGAGGGUGAUUAUACCCGUGCUAUUUUCUUAUAUGAGAGGUGUUUAGUAACCUGCGCAUUCUACGAUGAGUUCUGGUUUCGCUAUGCUCGUUGGAUGUCAUCAAAGGAGCGCAAGGAAGAAGAGGUCCGAAACAUAUACCAGCGAGCAAGCACACUUUAUGUGCCUAUCAGCAGACCCGGUAUUAGGCUGCAAUACGCAUAUUUCGAGGAGAUGACCGGCCGUGUCGAUGUUGCGAGGGAUAUACAUCAAGCCAUUCUAGACCGCAUGCCUGGUCAUGUAGAGACAAUAAUUUCCUGGGCCAAUCUUGAACGCCGCCACAAAGGCCUUAAUGCCGCAAUUGAAGUAUAUAAAGCACAGAUCGCUUCGGCAGAACUAGAUAUUUACUCAAAGGCUGCUUUUGUUGUUGAGUGGGCUUUCUUGUUGUGGAAGAUCCAAGGAUCAGUCGAUGAGGCUCGUCAAGUUUUCCAGAAGAACAAACAAUGGUAUCCCGAAAGCCGUCAUUUCUGGACUAAGUACGUGGAGUUUGAGUUGGCGCAGCCCACCAAUUCAGCCUCCGAAGCCGAGCAUCACGAAAGGCUUAAGCAAAUACACAGCGAUAUGAUUAAGACAUCUAUGAGGUUGGAUACUAAGAAGGAAAUUAGCAAUCUAUACUUGGUGUACUUGAGAGAAAGAGGUUCUAAGGAGACCAUGAAGGAAUUCUUGCAGAUUGAUCGAGAAUUGAAUGGUCCUGUAUCAGUUCAACCCGACUACGUCAAAGCGACGGAAUUGGGAAAAGCGACAGAGAACGGAACGAUUCCGGGUGUUGUUGACGCUGCUUCUUUAUUGAAAGGCGAAGUUAGAUACACCACAUACUUCCAACAGCGCAAGCAACCAAUGACCGUUGAUCCUCAAGGCCUCGCAUCGUUCCAUUAA